This is a messenger RNA of Echinostoma caproni, 528 nucleotides long. Lineage: Eukaryota; Metazoa; Platyhelminthes; Trematoda; Plagiorchiida; Echinostomatidae. The record is from the annotation of a GenBank genome assembly.
GAUUGUCAAAUCAAUCUGCUCAAAGGUGUCGUGCUCAGCACAUUGUUCCUGUUGUCUGCUCGUCACUAUGAUGUGGAAAAGGAUGUUUGGCUUACACCGAAAGGUGAAGUUUCUACUCAAAUUCUCAAAGUGGCGACAGGGACAACCAAUUUUUAUGAGGAACAUACCAAGUAUUGCAGAGACUUCAAUGCGCUGGUCGCUCAAGAUUCAAAUUUGGUUGCUUUGAUGCAGGCCCUGUGCUUGUUCACCCCGGAUCGUCCAUCUUUGGAUGCUCGGCAAACGGUAGCGAACGUUCAUGACCGUUAUUAUCUUCUACUGAAACACUACUUGGAGGCCAAAGUUGGCUUUACUCAAGGUCGGGCUCUCCUCACUGCUGUACUAGGCAAUUUAGGUCAACUGGAAACUCUUACGAUGAAUUAUGGACAUAUGCUGAUGCAACUUGACCCGACGAAAGUCGAUCCCCUCCUGAUGGAGAUAUUCAACCUAACACCCGACUCCUCUAAUUCUCACUCUCUACAAAUUCCCUGA